GGGCCAUGAGCCCUCCGCGCUCACAGGCAUGUGCCUGGGGACUCCAUAGGGCCGUUUCUGGACCAUGGACACUGCUUUGAAGAGGGGGAGGCUGGACGGCAACCGUGGGUGCUGCGACCUGGCCUCAGGGCCAAGAGCCUGAGCUGUGUCACGGGCAUUGAGUCACCAGUGUGUUCUCAGACCCCCAACAAGCAUCCCAGCCUGGGCAAGACCUUCUCCUUCCCACUUUUCUGCCACUCAGCCUAGCCAUGGCACUGAAAGGCCGAGCCCUCUAUGACUUCCACAGUGAGAACAAAGAGGAGAUUAGCAUCCAGCAGGACGAGGACCUGGUCAUCUUCAGCGAGACCUCGCUGGACGGCUGGCUGCAGGGCCAGAACAGCCGUGGUGAGACGGGGCUCUUUCCUGCCUCUUACGUGGAGAUCAUCCGUCCUGGCAUCGGCGCCAACCACACUGACUACUCUAGCGGCCCUGCAGGCUCCCUGGGGACCCAGGUGAGCUCCUACGACAACUCCAGUGCAGCCAGCCCUGCCAGGAGUGGCGGGGGCUGUGGCUUCCUCUCGAACCAGGGCAGCUUCGAGGAGGACGAUGAUGAUGACUGGGAUGAUUGGGAUGACGGCUGCACGGUGGUGGAGGAGCCACGCGCUGGCGGCCUGGGUACCAACGGGCACCCCCCACUCCACCUCUCCUACCCUGGUGCCUACCCCAGCCAGCACAUGGCCUUCCGGCCCAAGCCCCCUCUGGAGCGGCAGGACAGCCUGGCAUCCGCCAAGCGAGGCAGCGUGGUGGGGCGCAACCUUAACCGCUUCUCGUGUUUCGUGCGCUCCGGUGUGGAGGCCUUCAUCCUGGGUGAUGUGCCCAUGAUGGCCAAGAUCGCUGAGACCUACUCCAUAGAAAUGGGGCCUCGGGGCCCCCAGUGGAAGGCCAACCCCCACCCGUUUGCCUGCUCUGUGGAAGACCCUACCAAGCAGACCAAGUUCAAGGGCAUCAAGAGCUACAUCUCCUACAAGCUCACACCCACCCACGCCGGCUCGCCAGUCUACCGGCGCUACAAACACUUUGACUGGCUCUAUAACCGCCUGCUCCACAAGUUCACGGUCAUCUCGGUGCCGCACCUGCCUGAGAAGCAGGCCACGGGCCGCUUUGAGGAGGACUUCAUUGAGAAGCGGAAGCGGAGGCUCAUUCUCUGGAUGGACCAUAUGACCAGCCACCCCGUGCUCUCCCAGUACGAGGGCUUCCAGCAUUUUCUCAGCUGCCUGGAUGACAAGCAGUGGAAGAUGGGUAAGCGCCGGGCAGAGAAGGAUGAGAUGGUGGGGGCCAGCUUCCUGCUCACUUUCCAGAUCCCCACAGAACACCAGGACCUGCAGGACGUAGAGGACCGCGUGGACACCUUCAAGACGUUCAGCAAGAAGAUGGAUGACAGCGUCCUGCAGCUCAGCACCGUGGCAUCUGAGCUGGUGCGUAAGCACGUGGGGGGCUUUCGCAAGGAGUUCCAGAAGCUGGGCAGCGCCUUCCAGGCUAUCAGUCACGCCUUCCAGAUGGACCCCCCCUUCUGCUCCGAGGCUCUCAACAGCGCCAUUUCUCACACGGGCCGCCCCUACGAGGCUGUCGGCGAGAUGUUUGCAGAACAGCCCAAGAACGACCUCUUCCAGAUGCUCGACACGCUGUCCCUCUACCAGGGCCUACUCUCCAACUUCCCUGAUAUCAUCCACCUGCAGAAAGGCGCCUUUGCCAAGGUGAAGGAGAGCCAGCGCAUGAGUGACGAGGGCCGCAUGGCACAGGACGAGACGGACGGCAUCCGCCGGCGCUGCCGUGUGGUGGGCUUCGCGCUGCAGGCCGAGAUGAACCACUUCCACCAGCGCCGCGAGCUCGACUUCAAGCACAUGAUGCAAAGCUACUUGCGCCAGCAGAUCCUCUUCUACCAGCGGGUGGCGCAGCAGCUGGAGAAGACCCUGCGCAUGUAUGACAGCCUCUGACCACGUGCCCAGCCCCUCCUCGCGCCUGGGCCUGGCCGCUGCAACCCACCCUGCUUUCCCAACCUCCCUGGACCAGCAGUGGCUGGGGGA
Messenger RNA from Carlito syrichta (Philippine tarsier), 2063 nucleotides. It is a transcript of the gene SNX33, whose product is annotated as sorting nexin 33. The coding region runs from base 249 to 1973 and encodes 574 amino acids. The record is from RefSeq and is a predicted model, not a curated record. Gene Ontology annotation, cellular component: plasma membrane; cytoplasmic vesicle. The transcript has 2 exons. Gene Ontology annotation, biological process: mitotic cell cycle; intracellular protein transport; cleavage furrow formation. NCBI's taxonomy places the organism in Eukaryota, Metazoa, Chordata, Mammalia, Primates, Tarsiidae. Gene Ontology annotation, molecular function: phosphatidylinositol binding; protein binding.